Molecule: messenger RNA, 2197 nt
Organism: Triplophysa dalaica
Lineage: Eukaryota; Metazoa; Chordata; Actinopteri; Cypriniformes; Nemacheilidae
Product: kiaa0895l
Exons: 8
Coding region: 268-1848 (526 amino acids)
Source: RefSeq, a predicted model, not a curated record
GUCAUUUGCUGCAACGCAAUCCCAGCCGAUCCCACAUCCCAGCAUUCCCGGUCCCGUUAUUCUUCCAUAUUAACCGUGUUUUACUGAAGUGAAGUUAAAGUAACGGGUGAUGUCUGAACGGAUUCACAACAUGAACUAAAGCCUCAGAAGCGCUGCUGGAAGAAAGAAAGUCCUACAGGUUUGAAAUGACAAGAGGGCGUGUGAAUGAUGACAGAAUUUUAAUUUUGAAGGUGUGCAGCACCGGUGGACAGAGGUUUGGAUGAAGCAAUGGUGCUGGAUCUGGGUGAGAACUGCAUGGAGCAGGCUAAUGGAGGAGGGCUCUCAAAGAAUGUUUCAGAAAUGUUAGACCCAGAGCCGAGCACAGAGAAACCCAAACCAGUAAGAGCCAGAACAAGCAGUGUCACCCAAAGAGACAACGGGACCCCCAACGGGCCUCGCGUUCAACCCGGUACCACCUCUGAUAACAGCACGCAGGUUCACCGAAGGCCCCACAAUCCAGAAUGUGUGAGAAAGGGAGAACCCUCACAGUCGGGGCAACCCGGCAGGCGGGGACCCUGUCAACGACCGCUCAGUCUGGAGAUCAAACCACAGCGGAUUCGAGCACCUCAGCAGCAGAUGGUGAAGAAACCCCCGUGGCGCAGUGGGGGUCCCUCCCCGCCUGUGAGAAGCUUGACGAGUCUGAGUUUGGGACAUGGAAACUGGCUCCGCAGGAGCGAGAGCACAUGCACUAUGAUCUCCUCGACGCCCGCACGUGCUGGCAGGGGUCGAAUGCGGCCUGCAACGUCCUUGCCGCACAUUGACAGGGGUAUGGGAUCGCUGCCUUCGCCCUCGACCCCUCGUGGACCGUGCCUGCUUGUGGCGCUCCGUCCCAUAAACCUGGAACAGGAACGUCAGACCUUUUUUGAGUCUAACUAUGAGUAUGAACCCCAGUUUGAGUAUGCCCCCCCUGAGCCCAUCAGUGUUUUGGAGAAGUACAAAGAAGGAUCUGGUCUUUUUCUCACACAGGCAGUUGGAAUUAUGGAGUGUGUCUUGAGGAAGUAUGGUACCUAUGAGGGCUUUGAAGAGGUCACAGGGGGAAACCUGCUUCCGAAGAGUCAAGUGUGGGCAGCUACACGCAAAUACCUACUGAAGGAGGGUUGCGUCGGUGAGGUGGUGGUAUGUCUCUCUGAUGAGCUUCUGUCCCAGGCAGUAAUGAUGGUAGAGAGGUGUCGACCAACAUUGACUAUCAACUUGUCGGGGGCACGCCAACACUGGCUAGAGGGCAUGCUGAGACAUGAGAUCGGCACACAUUACUUGCGGGGUGUAAAUAACGGCAUGCAACCAUGGGCCACUUCUGUUGGAAGAAAGCAAUUUGGACUGAAACCAGCGAAUCCUACCGAAGAGGGGCUCGCCAGUCUUCACAGCGUGUUGCUACGGAAACAGCCCUUCCUGUGGCGAGCCGCUCUGCUCUACUAUACUGUAUACCACGCCACCAACAUGAGCUUCGGCCAACUGUUCAGACAUAUUGCACGCUUUGUCCAAGAUCCUGCUGUCCGAUGGGAAUACUGCCUUCGCGCCAAACGGGGACAAACAGAUACCUCCAAACCAGGUUGCUUUAGUAAAGAUCAAGUCUACCUUGAUGGAAUUCUAAGGCUUUUACGGCACAGGAGAAACAUCGAUUUUAAAAUUUUAACCUCGCUUGGCAAGGUGUCGUAUGAAGAUGUAGAGAGACUUCGCCAUUUAGCUGUUCUAAAGAGAACCCGGAUUCCUCACUUCAUGCAGGAUGAGGAACGUUAUCUUCAACACCUCGACCACAUUGUUACAGUGAAUGAACUGAAUGAUGCAGAGCUUCAGGAGCUCAUCCCAUGAACAUCUAAAUCCGUUACCGUUGACCAAACAUCGAAGAAGCCAUUGCAAAAUAUUUAAACCAUAAAGGUUUUUUUCAAAGCCAAAAAACAAAUACUCAAAAACUGUGUGUCAAAAACAUCGAAGAGUAAAAAUAUUGUUUUUCAUCGAAUCAUACACACAUGAUCAAACAUACAGUAGAAACAUAUUACAUACAGCAUGUUUGUGUCCAGCGAUAGUCAUUUGUUAUAUAAGUGCCAUAAUAUCCAGCAGAUUUGUAAACUAAUACAAUGAUUGUCUGUUUGUAAAACCACAUUACUCUCAGGCAUGUUUGGAUUCUUGCAGAUGUUUGGAAUAGCAUACUUCCAUACUA